GGAUCCCCCGGCUUUAGGGAGUUACUUUUUGGGGCUCAACCCCACCCCCCUUCGGCUCCGGGAUAGGGCUGAUUACUCCUCGUUUUCUCAAUUAAAUCCCGGUUGGAAGCGAGCAGUGGAUUCUCGUUUUCAAAGGCACCGGAUUUGUGGGAUUUCACGCCUGUCUUUAUUUUUGGGCUGCUCGGAGCAGGGUGACCCGGGGCAGGGUGACCCAGCACAGCCCCCGUGAUGCCCCCGCUCCCCCCGGCGCGUCCCAGCCAAAGUUCUGCCCCGUUUGUGCUGACUCGGCCCCGACGUGCGGAAACGGCCUCCCGCCCCAGCUUCCCGUGCUGUGCCGGUCCCGCCCGGGCUCAUCCUGCCGCUGCCGGGCGUCCGGCGGUGCCGUGUCCCCUCCGUGUCACCCCCUGUCCCUCUCCAGCAUGUGGCUGCUGCUCGUCCUGCUGCUGCCGCCCGCGGUCCUGUCCGCCCAGCGCUGCGAGCCCCCCCCGGGGCCGGCGGGGGCCGUGCGGGCGCUGAGCGGGCGGCUGCUGGGGCUGGCGGGGGACCCCGCGCGGGACCCCGACCCUGCCACGUACCUGGGGCUGCGCCUGGGCCGGGAGCACAACCUGCAGCUGGAGCAGCACUACCUGGAGAGGCUGCACCGCGCCUUCCAGCACCCCUACGGCAGGAGCGUGCAGGCCCAUGGCUACCCUGAGCAGGAUGCUGAGCUCAGCACGUACGUGGGCGCAGAGCGGCCACAGACGGGGCGGCUGGCGCUGUACCUGCUGGGGCUGAGGGCCACCUGUCCCCCAACCAAACCCCACCGGGCGCUGGUGACGUGGCUCAAAUACUACCUGGAGGAAGACUGGACAGGCUCCCGGCGGCACGGCCACCCCCUCACCAAUUACUACCAGUACGGGCUGGGUGUGCUGGCACUGUGUGCGCACCACAAGCGGGUGCGGGAGGAGGUGAUCCGCCGGCUCCUGGAGGCACAGCACCGCGGCCGGCUCGGGCACAGCACCGUGGACACGCAGGCCGUGCUGGCACUGGCCUUCGCCUGCCUGGAGCGCAGGAGGCUGGUGGGGGCCGGGCUGGCGGCCGAGCUCCGGGACACCGUGCACAGGGUGAGCAGGAGCAUGGCCCAGGCUCAGGGACCCGAGGGCAUCAUCGGCAACAUCUACAGCACCCCCUGGGCCCUGCAGGUGUUCCUGGCCACAGGCAUGUGCCACACGGAGCCAGCUUACAGCCGGGCCAUGGCUGCGCUGCUGGAGAACCUGGAUGCCUUCGGCACGGCCACCACCAUGGCCCAGGUGCUGCCAGUGCUGCACGGCCACUCCUACCUGGACGUCGCCUCCAUGAGCUGCCAGGAGGAGUUGGAUACACUGACACCCCUCGAUGUGGAGCCCCCGACUGAGGUGCCAGGGAACAAGACAGUGCGGCUGGUGGUGGAGUGUGCCCAGCCCUGGUGUUCCGAGCUCCAGCUCUACGACCGGCGAGUGUCCACGCCCGCCGCCGCCUCCCUGCUGGAUGUGCUCGGGGCGGCCACUGCACAGGAACCCCACUUCAGGUUUGACACCCAGGACACCCCUCAGGGCCCCUACCUGACCCAGGUGCUCGGGCUGGAGGCCCGGCAGGAGAAGCGGAACUACUGGCAGCUCCUGACAGCCCCCAGCACCCCCCUGCUGACAGGUGUCGCCGACUACAUUCCCCACGAUGGGGAGACCCUCAUCCUGCGCCUCAGCGAGUGGUAGAGGGUGGGGGGCUGUAGGGGGUGAUGGCAAUGAAACCUCCACUGUGGGCACAGGA
Molecule: messenger RNA, 1785 nt
Organism: Pseudopipra pipra
Lineage: Eukaryota; Metazoa; Chordata; Aves; Passeriformes; Pipridae
Gene: TCN2
Product: transcobalamin 2
Exons: 10
Coding region: 420-1730 (436 amino acids)
Biological process (GO): cobalamin transport
Molecular function (GO): cobalamin binding
Source: RefSeq, a predicted model, not a curated record